AUGGAUUUGGAGAAGGUGCGCAUUUCCCGGAAGAAGGUGGUCAAUAUUGUGUUUGUUGGGCAUGUUGAUGCAGGAAAGUCGACGAUAUGUGGGCAGAUCCUUGUGCAGAUGGGACUGGUGGACCAAAGGACACUGGAGAAGUAUAAACAGAUGUCUAGGGAGCAAAACAGAGAGAGUUGGUACUUGAGCUGGUGCUUAGACAUUAACCCUGAAGAGAGGGAAAGAGGGAAGACAACUGAGGUAGGGUCUGCAUCUUUUGAGCUUCCCCACCGAAGGAUAAAUAUACUGGAUGCACCUGGGCAUAAUCAGUUUGUGUUUGAGAUGAUAAAUGGAGCUAACCGGGCGGACGUAGGGAUAUUGGUAAUAUCUGCAAGAAUAAAUGAGUUUGAAGCAGGAUUUGAGAAGGGUGGGCAGACCAGGGAGCACAUCUUCCUUCUAAAGGCUGGAAGUGUCCAGAGAUUGAUUGUGCUGGUCAACAAGAUGGACGAUCCGAGUGUGAAGUGGAGCAAAGAAAGGUUUGAUGAGAUAAAAGACAAGGUCGGGUCAUUUGUUAAGAGGAUGUUUCCGUCACCCAUAUUCAUUCCUGUCAGCGGAUUUACUGGAGAAUAUAUUAAGGAGAAGGGAACGUGUUCAUGGUAUGGCGGGGACUCUUUUCUUUCGGAGCUGGACAAGAUAAAUAUUCCAAGGAAGCCUGACGCCCCACUGGCUAUCACUGUGACAGAAAAGGUGAAACUUAUGGGAACUACUGUUUUGUUUGGAAAAGUCGAAUGCGGAAAGGUAGUUCCCGACAUGGCAGUAAAGAUCCUGCCGCAGAAUACAAGGAAUGCCAUUUCAGCUAUAAUGGAUGAAGAAGAGGUUGAGAUCGAAGAAGGAGAGCCCGGGGAUGUUGUGAAAUUAAAGCUGAAGGAGGAAGCUGAUGAUGUUUCAGUGGGGAGUAAGAUACUUGAUGUCAAUAACAUGGACUAUAAGUCUACUCAGGAAUUCACCUGCGGAUUAAAUAUACUUGAUAGUGACACCAUCAUAAGUUCUGGUUAUACUUGUAUUCUUCAUGUGGGGAUUGUCACUGUUCAGUGCAAGAUAAAGGAGAUAAGAGACAUUAACAAUAAGAAAAUAAGGUUUUGCCGCCAUGGAAGCAAGGUUCUUGCUAAGAUUGUUGCUUCAUCACCCAUCUGCGUUUUCCACGGCAGCAGAGACGAGGACGAAAGACAGAGAUUUGCAUUGAGGCUAGAAAGUAAAACUAUAGCUGUUGGUGUAAUAAGAGCAAUAAAGGAAUAA
Encephalitozoon hellem ATCC 50504 is the source of this 1275-nucleotide messenger RNA. Its product is annotated as translation elongation factor EF-1 alpha. The coding region runs from base 1 to 1275 and encodes 424 amino acids. The record is from RefSeq and is a predicted model, not a curated record. NCBI's taxonomy places the organism in Eukaryota, Fungi, Microsporidia, Unikaryonidae. The transcript has a single exon. Gene Ontology annotation, biological process: translation. Gene Ontology annotation, cellular component: translation release factor complex. Gene Ontology annotation, molecular function: GTPase activity; GTP binding; translation release factor activity.